Messenger RNA from Eucalyptus grandis, 566 nucleotides. Its product is annotated as 60S ribosomal protein L29-1-like. Gene Ontology annotation, molecular function: structural constituent of ribosome. The transcript has 3 exons. The record is from RefSeq and is a predicted model, not a curated record. Lineage: Eukaryota; Viridiplantae; Streptophyta; Magnoliopsida; Myrtales; Myrtaceae. Gene Ontology annotation, biological process: cytoplasmic translation. The coding region runs from base 129 to 311 and encodes 60 amino acids. Gene Ontology annotation, cellular component: cytosolic large ribosomal subunit; ribosome.
GCUCUCGGCAGCUAGGGUUUCGAAUAAAAUGGCACCAUAAAGAGGAGACGGAACCCCAAUCUCUCUCUAUCUCUAGCAGCAGAACCAGGAGGAGGAAGGAACCCUAGCUCGACCUCGAGAGAGAGAGAAUGGCGAAGUCGAAGAACCACACCGCGCACAACCAGUCCUACAAGGCCCACAAGAACGGCAUCAAGAAGCCGAGGAGGCACCGCCACACCUCCACCAAAGGGAUGGACCCCAAGUUCCUGAGGAACCAGAGGUACGCCAGGAAGCACAACCAGAAGAAGGAAGGCGAAUCCGAAGAAGAGUAAACUUAGUUUUUUACCGCAUCGAAAGGUGGCGUCUUUUCGGGGGUCGCCGUCGAUUACUAGGGUUUGGUUUUUGUUCUAGACAUUAUGUCAAAGUUUUAAUUUUUGAUGUGUGGUCAUCCAAUUUCUACUGGGUUACAUUUUGAUUAAUAUGUUAGCUGACAUUACUUGUUUUUAAGCCGUCUAUUAUCCAGUUCUGAAUUCCGGUCGAUGCUAGUGCUGUUCUCCUGUUAUUCAUAAUCGGGAUUUUGAGCCUUA